This is a messenger RNA of Punctularia strigosozonata HHB-11173 SS5, 2059 nucleotides long. RefSeq names its product PALP-domain-containing protein. Gene Ontology annotation, cellular component: cytoplasm. The record is from RefSeq and is a predicted model, not a curated record. NCBI's taxonomy places the organism in Eukaryota, Fungi, Basidiomycota, Agaricomycetes, Corticiales, Punctulariaceae. The transcript has 15 exons. Bases 70 to 1473 code for a protein of 467 amino acids. Gene Ontology annotation, molecular function: cysteine synthase activity.
GCGAGUCCCAGCGAACUUUGCAAGUCGCGGCCCGAAUCGGCACUCACGAUCAGCGCAAGUCCCGCAAAGAUGCACUGGCGUCUAUCGGACCAUCUACCAAACUGGCUCUCGUUCUUCAGAACGCCGCCUGCGCGGACGGCCAAGCACGUUCUCUGGGGCGUCCUGCUCGGCGUCUCGUUCUCCAUCGCCUCAACCUCUCUCGCGCUCGAAUACCAGAAACGGAAGCGCCGACGCGAGGAGGAGGGUUUCGAGCCGCGGCCUAUCCAGCUUCGGAGCGACGAGGUCGUGCGAGGUGUGAUAGGACUGAUCGGUAACACGCCGCUGGUACGGAUAAACUCUCUGAGCGAUGCACUCGGUAUCGAGGUGCUCGGGAAGGCGGAGUUCCUCAACCCUGGAGGGAGUGUCAAAGAUCGGGUAGCGUUGCGAAUGAUCGAGGACGCGGAAGAGCGGGGUUUGCUCCACCCCCACACCGGCUCUCGCAUCUUUGAAGGCACAGUCGGCUCCACGGGGAUCUCCAUUGCCACGGUAGGGAGAGCGAAAGGUUACGAUACGACGAUAAUAAUGCCCGACGACGUGGCCAUGGAGAAGGUGCAAGCUCUGCAAGCUCUCGGCGCUGACGUCGAGCGCGUCAGGCCGGCGAGCAUCGUAGACAAGAAGCAGUUCGUCAACCUCGCGAAACAACGGGCCCUCGAUUUCGGCCGGCACCAUCACAAGGACGACAAGGAAGACAGGCCGCACCUGAUCCCUACGAGCUCGCAGUCGGUCAUCGUCACGACAUCCGCUUCUCCGCCAUUGGAGUCGGUGUCCUUAAAAGACAUGGAGGAGGUCGAGCACAAACCACGAGGCUUCUUCGCGGACCAGUUCGAGAACCGCUCCAACUUCGACGCACACUUUUCGGGCACCGGCCCAGAAAUCUGGAGGCAGACGGACGGGCGACUGGAUGCCUUCGUCGCUGGUGCAGGUACGGGCGGCACUCUGGCUGGUACCGGCCAAUACCUCAAGUCGGUUGAGCCCUCGAUCCUCGUCGCGCUUGCCGACCCGGAGGGCAGCGGCCUAUUCAACAAGGUCAAGUACGGUGUCAUGUUCGAUCGCAGGGAGGCCGAGGGCACCAAGCGGCGGCACCAGGUCGACACCGUCGUCGAAGGCAUAGGCAUUAACAGGCUGACGAAGAACUUCGAGCUCGCGCUUCCCAUUGUGGAUGAUGCGUUCCGCGUGACGGACGCGGAGGCGGUCGCAAUGUCGCGCUACCUCGUGCACCACGACGGCCUGUUCUUGGGCUCGUCGAGCGCGUGUAACCUCGUCGGAUGCGUCAAGCUCGCGAAGAAUAUGGGCUGGCGCAACGGCGAAAGGGUGGUGACGAUACUAUGCGACUCGGGCAGCCGACAUUACUCCAAGUUUUGGAACGAGGAUUAUCUCCGCAAGAACGGUAUUCCGAACGACCCCAGCAUUAUCGAGAACAUGUUGGCGACAUGAAUCACAGUCGUGGCGCAGCAACGCAUGCUAUGCCGCACAUGCAAUCGCUCAACGGGUCAAUUAAUGCAUGUGCGCGCCUGGCAACCGCGCGCAGGAAAGAGGAAGCGUUAAAUAACAUACCUCACUCAGUGUCCGCGCCCGGACCCUUCUCGCUUUCUGUACGGCACCGCCCGCCAUACCUGGGCUCCCGCGGUGGACGGUGCAACGCCCGAAAAUGAAUUGGAUAGGACUGCGCGCUGCCCUCUGCCCUUGAAGGAAUUCACGUAUCGCCCGUGCUCGCGGCGGGGCUUGCAUGUAUAUGCAAGAUUAAUCACUCCGUCGUCCUGUGCGAGAGCGGGUUUUCCGAAGGCGGGUGCCGCCGGCAUCAUAUCUAUGUGAGGUUGGUGUCGCACUCGGAGGAUGCCCCCUGUGAAUGGGAAGUUGGGAGAGAGAUCGACGAAAGCUACCGAUCAAAGAGCACAGAAUAAUGACCUCCGAGUCGGGCGGUACAUUGCUUGUCGCCUUCUCUCAAAGUGGGUUCCAAAGUGGGUUCCAGUGUGGAUUCGGCGUGAUGCAUAUGGAGUCGCACGUUAGUUGCACGUUAGGC